This is a messenger RNA of Guillardia theta CCMP2712, 1137 nucleotides long. RefSeq lists its product as hypothetical. The transcript has a single exon. The record is from RefSeq and is a predicted model, not a curated record. The coding region runs from base 461 to 925 and encodes 154 amino acids. Lineage: Eukaryota; Cryptophyceae; Pyrenomonadales; Geminigeraceae.
CAUGGCCGGCGAUUCAUGCAGGUUUGUGCCGAAGAGCGCAAGGAAGGGAGGCGGAUGCACGAGCUGAGGCCCCUCCACCUCCUCUCCAUCCACCUCCUCUCCCACCAUUCAUGAGCAGCAACAGGAUGAGGAAGAGCCUCUCCUCUCCUCUGCGAGAGCUGCUGAGGAAGGGCAAGUAAGGGUGGAUGUGGAGGUGGGAGAAGUGAAGGGGCAGGUGGAGGGAGGGAGGAAGGGGUUGAUCAUUUCCUUCCUCACCCUCCUUCUAUCCAUCCCUGCACUUGUGGGUGCAUGAUGCUGGCCUGCGCUGGUGAUCCCCCUCCUAGGAGGCACCGUCACCAGCGCGUCUAGGCAGCUAGGGCACUUCCUAUCCCUGGGUGUUAAUUUUCUAGUUUUCUCCUUCUCCUUCGUCUUCGUCCUCAGGAACGCUGUCAAUGGCAGAAGACAUAUCCCUGGUCACUGCAUGCGCUUUGGCCCUGCCUACCUCACGCUCCUGGCGGCUAUCCUGAUCCUGGGUGACAACAUGCGCCAUGUUCUGCAAGACACGAACGUGUGGCCUGCGGGGCCAUGGCCUGGUUCGAGCCAGUACGUUCCCAACUGCGCUGUGAGGAUCGCAAUGUCGCCUCCUCGGUCAUGCAACGCCAGCACUGACUGUGGCUCGUUUGACUGCGGGGGAGGGUCGUACGCGGUCGGCGAGGGGAGUUCAUGUUUCACGUGCUACAUCGGCGAGGGCAGCUUUGACCACACGUGUAGCACGGGGAUGGAAUCUAUGUCCUGUCUUUCUACUGUCGGGUUGGUCUUCUUGAGCAUGACGUAUGCCGGGUUUGCGCUGUUCUUCUUUGCAACAUUCUGGAAUGCGGACCUUGUUGGCAAACUGCGGAAGAUACGCGAGGAGUGGAAGGCGAUCAGGGCGGACGACGGGAUAUGAAUGCAGAAGGUGAAGUGAAGGGUGCGCGGAGAGUUUCAAGAGCCGAGGUCGGAUGACAUGCUGUCCACAAAGCUUAUGCACGGACAUCAUUGAAGGACCCGGGAUCCUGUAAGCCUCGCACAUCCUUGCAACUUGCUCGCCGAUGGUGCAACUAGGUACUCUGAUCAGCAGGCGAGGGAGUAGUAAAAGAGAUCAUUGAAGGAAGGUAAGGC